This is a messenger RNA of Actinia tenebrosa (Australian red waratah sea anemone), 977 nucleotides long. RefSeq names its product UPF0598 protein CG30010. The record is from RefSeq and is a predicted model, not a curated record. Lineage: Eukaryota; Metazoa; Cnidaria; Anthozoa; Actiniaria; Actiniidae.
ACAAAGACAAGUGAACAUUUUUCUUCGGACGGCUAAGAAUUUUGCAGGCCAAAAAUACCUCCGAUCUCCACAAAAAUAAUCCAAAAUUGAUAUCCUAGGUUCAUUCUAGCCAUAUUUACUGAGGGUUAUUUUCUCAUCAUGAUACGAUUGAUGAGCCCAAGACGUUUGCCUAUCCAUUACAUAAUAACACCAUUUGCUGGGGCGAUCUUGUCCAGGAGUGCGAGUUAUGUCCAAGGACAGUCGCCAUCUCCUAAAGUUAGAGAGUAYUUCUACUUUAUUGAUCACCAGGGACAGCUUUUCCUAGAUGAUACCAAGGUUAAGAACUUUAUCACCUGUUUUAAGGAUAAAAUGUUUCUAAAGUUCUUUUUCCGGAGAAUCAAGCUUAACAGUACUGGUCACUAUGAAGAAGAGUUCCCUUACGUAUCCCCUUGUGGGGUGGAGAAGAACUACAUCCGCUGUGAUGUUCCCUUCGUGUUCGCCACCUUGACUGGACCCUCAGCAUCAGAUGAAGGUUCUGCAGGUCAYCUAACRUGUAACGGCAUUGGAGAAGAUCUCAUGUUCCCCUUUCAGCCUACUAAAGUCUGCAUGCYACCAGAAAGUGGGCGGAUAUACCACCCUGCGCCAGAGAAGACCGGUGGGGUGGGGCUUAUUAAAUCAAGUCUUGCUAUUGAACUCAGCCCUCACUUUGAAUACAGACGUGGAAACCAAGAAGUAGACCCUCCUACUCAUUUUCAGUGGAUGGGAAAGACUUAUGAGUUAGAUAAUUCAUUAUGGGAUUUGAUGAGAAAUGAAGAAGUGAAAAAGUUAAAAGGAGGAUUGAAUGUUCCAUCCAAUGCUUAUCAAAAUAUGGAAACACCUAAUUGAAAAAGCCUUGUCAGGUUCAAAAAAAGGUUAUAUCAUCAAAGCUAAGACCGAAGGGGAGCAUGGGAAGACAAACAAUUAUGCUAAUUUCAUGCGUAUUGCAGUUUUCCCUUCCU